Misgurnus anguillicaudatus (oriental weatherfish) is the source of this 3042-nucleotide messenger RNA. RefSeq names its product sterile alpha and TIR motif containing 1 (gene sarm1). The record is from RefSeq and is a predicted model, not a curated record. Gene Ontology annotation, molecular function: signaling adaptor activity; protein binding; NAD+ nucleosidase activity. Gene Ontology annotation, cellular component: dendrite. Gene Ontology annotation, biological process: response to axon injury; negative regulation of MyD88-independent toll-like receptor signaling pathway; signal transduction. NCBI's taxonomy places the organism in Eukaryota, Metazoa, Chordata, Actinopteri, Cypriniformes, Cobitidae.
ACAGCGCGUGUGUGAUACACUGGGCGGGUCUUGACGCUGAGGAUGACUGGGGAAGAAUGCGCUCUAUUAAUCUUGGUUUAUUUCUAAUAUAAUAACAUCGUUUUGCUUUAGAAUAACCUCAAGGGGCUUUUUCGUAAGCGCAACUAAAAUAUCUGCACACGUGACUAAAGGAAACUGAAAAUACUCAACAAAACCGAAUCCACAGACGCGGUGCAUCAACACAACUAAACCGGCUGAUGUCAUUUAACCGUUUAACUCCUCUUUGUGUCUUAUUUUCUUCUACGAUCACACGUUUGUUAAAAGUCUUACAUUGAUAAUUCAAAACACCUCGAUGGUUUUUUUUCAAGACAUGGACUCCUAAAUCGCAUUUUAAGUGGAGUAAUAACAGCGCUUUGUCAAGGUUCCGAUGUUUGUUUGUUUUUUGUUGUGACGUCAGCGCAACGAUACAGUUUGGUUGUUGCUAAUAAAUCUGAUCGUUUUUGGCGCAUCAGACAAUAAUGCUUUGUUUGGGAAGAAGUUCAAAGACGCAGGCCAAACCAAUUUCUUUGUAACAUAAACAAAGAAACCAGAGAACUUCUGUGAACAUUCACGCAAAGACACUAAAGCAAAUCGCAUUCAGAAACAGCCAGUAGAUGUUUUUGUCCGUCGUUGUUUAUCUCAGUAAGAUUUGCCGGCAUUUCUCCAUGUUUAGCUCAGACAGACUCACGGUUCCUGCAUAUGUCGGUCGACUGCAUAACCGGAGGACGAGCUCUGACCCCAAGGCCGUCUCCCCGGGCAUCAGUACCGAUGUUCAGUCCGUGCUGGACGACACUCUUCCUGCACUGCGCUCCGCCAUGAGAACACUGAAGUCUUCCAGAGAUACCGGUGACGUGGAAGAAACCCGUCGGGCCAUCGCUGAAACUUUCCAGCUGGUUGAGGAGGCCUGGGUUUUGCCCACAGUUGGUCGACAGGUAGCGGAAGAGAUCUGCAACAGAAUACGGUUGGAUGGAGGACUGGAGUUGCUCCUCCAGCUGCUGCAGACGCCUGCAGUGGAAAUCACAUACGAGUCUGCUAAGCUCCUUGAACAGAUACUGGUCACAGAAAACAGGGACUACGUUGCACGUAUGGGUCUGGGUGUCGUACUCAACCUGACCCGUGAACAGGAUGAUGCCCAGCUGGCACGAAGCGUGUCGGGUAUUCUUGAGCACAUGUUCAAACACACCGAAGAGACAUCUGCCCAGCUCAUAACCAACGGCGCUCUGGACACCUUGCUGUACUGGUGCCGUGGAACGGACCCAACCGUGCUGCGGCACUGUGCCGUUGCCCUGGCUAACUGUGCCAUGUAUGGCGGUCACCGCUGCCAGCGUUUGAUGAUUGAAAAACAGGCGGCUGAUUGGCUGUUUCCUUUGGCAUUCUCUAAGGAGGACGAGCUGAUCCGUUUUCACGCCUGUCUUGCCGUGGCUAUUUUGGCGGCUAAUAGGGAGAUAGAGAAAGAGGUGGUGAAGUCUGGCACUCUGGAGCUGGUGGAGCCCUUCAUCGCCUCCCUAGACCCUGACGAGUUUGCACGCAACCUGCUGGACAGCACCGACAGCAUGCAGGGCCGCACAGCCGCAGACCUUCAGCACUUGCUGCCCCUACUGGAUGGUACACGUUUGGAGGGGAAAUGCAUUGCUGCGUUUUACCUUUGUGUUGAGACCAGUAUCAAAUCACGGCAACGUAAUACUAAGAUAUUUCAUGAGAUUGGAGCUGUUCAGAGUCUUAAGAAAAUCGUCAUGUACUCCAGUAAUGGCACUGUCUGCUCUCUGGCUAAGCGGGCGCUGAAGAUGAUGGGCGAGGACGUUCCGAGGCGAAUCCUGUCAUCCGUUCCCAACUGGAAGGUUGGAGAGGUGCAGACCUGGCUACAGCAGAUUGGCUUCAGUUCAUUCAGUGACCAGUUUCAGGAGCUACAGGUGGAUGGAGAUCAACUGCUGAAUAUCACAGAACAAGAUCUGAUUCAUGACCUAGGCAUGAAUUCUGGGCUUACUCGAAAGAGGUUUUUAAGAGAUCUGCGUGUGCUAAAGACCUAUGCCAACUACUCCACAUGCGACCCCAAUAACCUUGCAGACUGGCUGGCCGACAUAGACCCAAGAUUUCGUCAGUACACCUAUGGGCUAGUUCAGUCUGGAGUAGAUCGAAAAUGUAUCACCCAUAUCACAGACCAGCAGCUUCAGUCUGACUGUCACAUAGAGAACGGUAUACAUCGUGCCAAGAUAAUUUCUUCCGCUCGCCGUCCUGUUAAACCCAGUUUAACUGAUUCCCAGCCUGCUGGCCCUGAUGUGUUCAUCAGUUACCGUCGCACCACAGGUUCACAGCUUGCCAGUCUGCUCAAGGUGCAUCUACAAUUACGUGGUUUCAGCGUCUUCAUCGAUGUGGAGAAGUUGGAGGCCGGCAGGUUCGAGGAGAAGCUGAUCACGAGCGUGCAGCGUGCACGUAACUUCAUCCUGGUGCUGUCAGCCAAUGCAUUGGACAAAUGCAUGGGGGAUGUUGCUAUGAAGGACUGGGUGCAUAAGGAGAUCGUCACUGCUCUAAAUGGAAAGAAAAACAUUGUUCCUGUCACUGAUAAUUUUGUAUGGCCUGAUCCGGCCACUCUACCAGAGGAUAUGAGCACCAUUCUUAAAUUUAAUGGAAUUAAGUGGUCUCACGAAUAUCAGGAAGCCUCUAUUGAGAAGAUUCUGCGUUUCUUAAAUGGAUGCCCCAACCGGGAUCAACCAGAUGCAGCAAAAACAGAUAAAAAAGACCCACAGAAAAAAUAAGACAUUUAUUGCCUUGUAAAACAACUUGUAUGUAUUUAAACAACUAAUAUAUAGGCAUUCUCAAUGGCUGUCGUGUAACCAGAACACAGCCAUUGUUUCUUUUGCUCGUAUGCAUGUACAGACGUUGGUCUACUGACUAAUACAAAGGGACAUUCAUAGUAAGGUUCUGUGUUAUUUACAGUAAGUUGUACAUAACAUGUAAUGUUAUUUGAAGCUACUAUAAUAACUAAAAAUGUCCUUAACAUGUAAUGCACUGACUGUACUCCCAAAA